Molecule: messenger RNA, 2757 nt
Organism: Marasmius oreades (fairy-ring Marasmius)
Lineage: Eukaryota; Fungi; Basidiomycota; Agaricomycetes; Agaricales; Marasmiaceae
Exons: 7
Coding region: 30-2324 (764 amino acids)
Molecular function (GO): zinc ion binding; 5-methyltetrahydropteroyltriglutamate-homocysteine S-methyltransferase activity
Source: RefSeq, a predicted model, not a curated record
AUUCCAUUGUUUUAUUUUUUCCUCUCAGAAUGGUCCACUCUAGUGUACUCGGAUUCCCUCGUAUCGGGGCCAACCGUGAAAUAAAAAAGGUCGUCGAGGCUUACUGGGCAGGCAAGGUUUCGGCCGAGGAGGUUACCAAGACCGCUGCCGAGGUCAGGAUGUCCAAUUGGACCGAACUCAAGCAACGCGGUGUGACCUACCUUCCAGUUGGUGAUUUCUCGCUUUACGACCACGUCCUCGACCAUUCUGCUGCCUUCAACGCUAUCCCCAAAAGAUACCAAGGCCAGGGUCUCAAUGCCCUGGACACUUAUUUUGCCAUGGCCCGUGGUCACCAAGCGAACGGUGUUGAUGUACCCGCUGGUGAGAUGAAGAAGUGGUUCGAUUCCAACUACCACUUCCUCGUCCCGGAACUUGACGAGACCACUGAUUUCAAACUCAACUACAACAAGGCUCUCGAGGAAUACAACGAAGUCAAGGCUCUCGACAAAGAUUCCCGUCCCGUUGUCCUUGGACCGAUUACCUUCCUAGCCCUUGCUAAGGCUACCAAGGAAGCUAGGGAAGGCUUCCAGCCGAUCUCUCUCCUCCCCAAACUCCUCCCCGUAUACAAACAGCUUUUGAGCGAGCUCAAGGCCGGAGGUGCUUCAUGGGUACAGCUCGAUGAGCCCAUUCUAGUUACAGACCUUGGGGCUAGUUUCGAGUCUCAGUUCGUCUCAGCUUACCAAGAGCUCGUACCCGUCUCCCCCAACAUUAUGCUCGCCACCUACUACGGACGCCUGGAGAGCAACGUCAACUUCCUUAACAAACUCCCCGUCGCCGGCGUCCACAUUGAUCUCGACCGUGCUCCCCAACAGCUCGACAGCGCUAUUGCUGCGCUUAGCUCCACUCAGAUCGGCUUGUCUCUAGGUGUUGUCUCUGGACGUAGCAUCUGGAAGACCGAUUUCCAAGCCGCUCUCAAGCUCGUCGAGAAAGCGACUUCCGCCUUAGGCCCGGAACGUGUCGUUGUCUCUACCUCCACCACCCUCCUCCACAUCCCUGUUACUCUAGCCAAUGAGAACAAACUCACGGAAGAGCAGAAGGACUGGUUCUCGUUCGCCCUUGAGAAGGCUUCCGAGGUUGCGACCAUUGCUGCUGCUGCCUCUGGUUCCCAGGAUGCCAAGGUCUCCGCUGCGCUGGAAGCUAACCGCACCUCCAUUGCCAAGCGUCGUGAGUUCGAGAAGAACUCGGACGAUUCCAUUCGCAAGCGUGUUGCUUCCAUCCGCCCUGAGGAUUAUGAGCGAAAGAACCCCUUCUCUGUCCGUAGGGAGGCACAGAAGAAGCUCAACCUUCCUAAAUUCCCUACCACGACUAUCGGAUCCUUCCCUCAAACCAAGGAGAUUCGUCAAGCUCGUGCUAAGCUUGGCAAGAACGAGCUUAGCGAGGUUGAGUACGAGGAGUUCAUCAAGAAGGAGAUCGAGUCGGCUGUCCGCUUCCAGGAGCGUAUUGGUCUUGACCUUUUGGUCCACGGAGAGCCUGAGCGUAACGACAUGGUUCAAUACUUUGGAGAGCGCCUCAACGGAUUUGUCUUUACCCAGAACGCUUGGGUUCAGAGCUACGGCUCUCGUUACGUCCGUCCCCCGAUUGUCGUCUCUGACGUUAGUCGGAAGGGACCCAUAACCGUUCAAUGGAGUCGGUACGCCCAGAGCCUCACCAGCAAACCCAUGAAGGGUAUGUUGACAGGACCUGUCACCAUCCUUAACUGGUCUUUCCCUCGUGUCGAUAUCAGCCGUGAGCUCCAGGCCCAACAGCUUGCCCUCGCUCUUCGUGACGAGGUUAUUGACCUCGAGGCUGCGGGUAUCAAGGCCAUUCAGGUCGAUGAGCCUGCCAUCCGUGAGGGUCUCCCUCUCCGUCGUGCUGACUGGGACGCCUACCUUGGAUGGGCUGGAAACACUUUCAAACUUGCCACAGCCGGUGUCAAGAAUGAGACCCAGACCCAUUCCCACUUCUGCUAUUCCGACUUUGACGACAUCUUCCCACAAAUUCAGCGUCUCGAUGCUGAUGUUAUCUCUAUCGAAGCCUCCAAGAGCGACUUGAAGCUUAUCAAAACUUUCAAGCGCUAUGGCUACUCCAACUCUAUUGGACCUGGGGUCUACGACGUCCACUCUCCUCGCGUUCCCCCAACUGAGGAGAUUAAAGAACGUCUGAAGGCGAUGCUUGAGCACCUCGACCAGUCCCUCCUCUUCGUUAACCCUGAUUGUGGAUUGAAGACUCGUGGAUGGAAGGAGACUGAAGCUUCCCUUGUCAACCUUGUCAAUGCUGCUCGUUGGGCACGGGAAAACUACGCCUAAAUCGAUUGUUCACGUCGGUUGUUUGGGGAAAUUUCAUGCGCUUCAACAGCGCCCGCAGAAUCAGUUAAAUUAUGAUUUUAGAGAAGGAACACUUUUUCUGUCUUGAUAUUCCUUCCUAUCUGGCAUAUUGGGCCCUGUGGGUGGUAAAGAAAAGCGGUGUAUGAAGAGGUUUACAGGAGGUUUUUUCAGGUUCGAGGGUUGUUCUAGCUCAUGAUCGUGACGAAAGGAUCUCAACAUCCAAAAUUAUAUUCUUUUCUCUUUUCUCUUGCUUUUCCCCCGUUCUUGUCAUCUGUAGCAACAUCUUUAGUGCUUGCAUAGUGGUACCCACUACAAUUGAUCCGUGUACUUUACUGGAAAGCGUAUAUUUCUUGGUUGUUUGAAGAACUACUAACCGACCUGGACACGUUUCUGGGGACUCCGUAUGGGCGCCAGC